Molecule: messenger RNA, 3814 nt
Organism: Bombyx mori (domestic silkworm)
Lineage: Eukaryota; Metazoa; Arthropoda; Insecta; Lepidoptera; Bombycidae
Exons: 17
Coding region: 138-2090 (650 amino acids)
Source: RefSeq, a predicted model, not a curated record
ACGAAAAUUUGACGUCUUGUUCGCAAACAAGCCGGAUCAAUAGAUCUGUAAAUAAUUGAGGUUAUAUUUGCUAUUUAAAUUAAAAGAUUAACUAAACUGUUACUAAUGUGUUAACGUUUACCCUUUAAUAAAGCAAUAUGUCAGAUUUAGACGAACCGCCGACUAAAUUGACCAAAAUGGGAGGUCAAGCUAUGGGCUCUGCCGAAGGUCUAGAAUUGGAUGAAGAGGAAAUGGAGGCGCAAGAAGAAUGGCUCAGCGAAGGAGUGCUUACUGAUGAUGAAUACAACCAAACGUGUGAACAAGAAACACUAGAUCAAUCUGAAUUGGCUACUCAAGAUGAUGAUGCUACCCCUAGCAUUGAUUCCUUGGAAGAAAGUCAAGAAUGGAAUAAAACAAAGCAAGAAAAUGAUAGUAUGCUAGAUGAGAAAUCACAAGGAAUAGAUAAGGAGUCGACGGUAACUGUCUCGGUGACAAGAAAUGAGGUACAGAAUAUUGAAGAGGCCCUUAAUAACUUGGACACAAAAAACGAACUAGCUGAUGACUUAGAUGCUUUUCUUAUAAGGAAAUCUGAUGGUCAAGUUAUCAAACCUGAUGGUACGAAAUCAGAAAGCAAGCAAGAGGAAGACGGUAAUGAUACAGAUGAUUUAUUGAGGUUGCUAGGCGACGAAGAUACCAAGAAGAAAGUAUUAACAAAGAAGUCGUCAAAAGUGAACGAAGCUUCCACUGAUGAUGAUGAGUUUAUAUACGAGGAUUCAAAGAUAAAGAAACUGAAAUUAGCCAAGAACAUUAUAUUCAAGAAUCAAGUUCCUACUAAAGCAAAGUUUGAUGAGACAUCAGACGAUGAUCGCUCGGAGUCCUCAGGAGAACAGAAGGCGGUCAAAAAGUCGGCAAGAGUUGCAGCGAAACCGGUCGCGGCCAAGAGCACGACGAAACUGCCCCACAACGAUAAGUCAAGCAAAAAUGUACCUUACGUCAAUUUAGAGAAGGUUAAAGUGGUCCACUCAACACCUGCCCGAUGGAAGCCAAAAUUCGAGACGAAAGAGAAAUCUGAUGAGUCUCCUUCGGUCAGGAAGUCGACGGUCUCCUCACCAGCCCACGGCAGGAGCAGUAGCAGGACUGCUUCCGUCACAGUCCGAAACCUCUCUAAAGAAACUAAAUCAGUUGUUGGCGUUAAAUCGUCAAGGUCUUCGAACCACUUGAAGAGCAAGGAGACGGCUGAUGAGGAUCUCCUCGAAGAUGAAGAGGACCACAAGCCUGAGGAUAAAAAAACUAGUAAAAAUAAAUCCGCCAAAAGCGUCGCGUUCAAGAGACAAGCGCCCGACGAAACUUCGGACGACGAAGACACAGACCUGUCCUCAGGCGAACCUAAGCCGGUGGCGAGGACCGUCGCGAAGAAACCGAUCGCUUCGAAGAGCACCGCGAAACCGCCCCACGUCGACAAGUCGAGCAAAAACGCACGUAAUGACCUAGGGAAUAAGAAUAAAAACGCGACGUCGCGACUGAAGCAAAUAUCUGAGAACGACAGGAAGUUCGAUGAGCUGUUGGCCAACAAGCCGGGCGGCGCGGGGCGGGCGGGGGGCGGGGGCGGCGGGGACGCGGUGGUGGCGCAAUCGCACCCGCCCCGGCCGGCGAGGUCGGUCGAGAGCGAUGAGAUAAUCGAUGAGGAGGAGUUCCUUGAAGACGAAGAGGACUUCGAACUCGACGAUGAGUUCGAUGAGGAGUCGGAGCUGGACGAAGGGAAGCAGCGUAUCAUGAGGCCGGAGUACAUGGACGAGGAGGUGCCCUCGGACGCCGACAGCAGAUCCGAUGAAGGCAGCCUGUAUGAUGAGUUGCCCUCGUCGGACUCUGAAGACAUGGACGACUGGUUCAGUCUGGACCUGAGGACGGAGCGCGCGCCGGACUACCUGCCGCUGCUCGGUCCAAAGGCGCGCGAACUCCUCCUGGAAGAGAAGAGGCGAGUGUCGGCCCGCGUGAACACCCUCCGACAGAGUCUCAGCACUCUAACUGAGAACAGCAGGAAGAAGGCGGAGCUGGUCAGGUCCGCUACGAUGGCGCUCGCCGAAAUAGACGACGUCCUCAGAGCGACUUGAAGAAAAUAAAAUAGAGCUUAACAAAAACAAAAACAAAAAAAACAACACCCUGUAUACUGCCUAAAAGGUCGAUGACCUCUGAAAGGUCGAUGACCUCUAGCUACCAAGUCCUGCCGUAGAUAAUAAAUGGAAAUGAAUUUUUGUGUUUGUCUGUUUGUGAUGUUUCGGGGAGGGCUUUUAGAUGGGUGGACGAGCUUUCAGCCCGCCUAGUGUUAAGUGGUUACCGGAGCCCUGCACCCCCUUCCAAGCGCAUUACUGCUUCGCGGCAUAAAUAGGCAAGGCGGUGGUACCUACCCGUACGGACUUACAAGACGUCCUACCACCAGUGGGUCCUACCACCACCCUGUUUUCCGAGCGCUAUGACAUGUUCUUCUUCAAACGAGGCUUGCGGAGAGUACUUUAUGGUAGGCAGCGGCUUGGCUCUGCCCCUGGCAUUGCUGACGUCCAUGGUCGACGGUGACCACUUACCAUCAGGUGGGCCGUACGCUCGUCUGCCUACAAAGGCAAUAAAUAAAUAAAAAGUAAAAAAGGUCCAGUAAAUCCGGGAUAGGAGUUUCUGCUGAUGCUUCGCGGCGUAGUCAAAUACACCCGGAUAUCAUGUUCUUGUCGAGGGUGAGGAGUUGUAGAAAGCUCGGGCCAAGGAUGAACCAUGAUGCCGUUAAAAUUACAUCUUAAUAUCUCUGGAAUACGUAAUUGGAUUAAGACCAAACACAAUAUGUCAUCGUUGUCAAACCAAAAUCUACUAUGUGCAUGCACUUUUUGAGAUUUUUCAUUUUUGAUCUUUUCGUUUAGUUCACAGCCCUAUCUAUAUCUAACGUAUAAAAAAAAACUGUUAUGUGUCUAUAGAUUUAAUAUUAAUACGCUUUUAUUAGCUUCAUACGUAUGUUAGUAUGUAACGGAAUCUUUGAACACAAUUUUGACCCCCUUCACAACGUUGGAUUAACUCGAAGUUUGGUAUACUUAUUAAGGACCGAUGAGAAUUAAAUAUUUAAAAAAAUAUUGAAAAUAAUUGAAAUUCAACAAAAAAAUAAAUAAUAGUUUCAAAAAAAACUAACAAAAUACGCUUUUAUAGAAAAUCCAACUAAAAAGUAGAAAAUAAAUUUUAAUAAAUUUGAAUUAAAAAUAAUGUAAGAAAAAAUGAUUUUAUUGUAAAAAAAGGGUGGGGUGCAUGGUAUCAGUAGUUAUAAAUAUUUUAUGAACAGAUAUGAGUAGAAGGGUUAUUUUGAUAAUAUCCUGAAAAGCACCCCACGCCCUUUUUUUACAAUAAAAUCAUUUUUUCUUACACUAUUUUUAAUUCAAAUUUAUUAAAAUUUAUUUUCUUAUUUUUUUAGUUGGAUUUUCUAUAAAACCGUAUUUUGUUAGUUUUUUUAAACUAUUAUUUAUUUAUAGCUUUCAUUUGAUAUUAUAGUUCUUCAAAAUUGAUCAAAAUUUUAUACGAAAAUGUUUUUUUUACUCGUUAAUUCAAAAUAGAGUUUUUGCACUUAGCAGAUUUUGGUUUGACAGCGACUAUGUUAUGAAAUAAAUAAUAUUAUUAUUAUUAUUUGAGAACUUGCACGCGCCAAUUAUGUUAGAAAAAUGUGUAUGUAAAUAUAUAGUUUUUUUUGUUGACUGAGUACCUCAAAAAAAUUAUACUAGAAAUGAGAUUCAUUUUUUUUUUGUUAUAAUUCACAGCAGUGCUUAUGGAAUAAAAUAAAAAUAAUAAAAAAUACAUACUUUUGUAAAAA